Aedes albopictus (Asian tiger mosquito) is the source of this 2104-nucleotide messenger RNA. RefSeq names its product spondin-2 (gene mspo). The record is from RefSeq and is a predicted model, not a curated record. The transcript is spliced from 4 exons. Gene Ontology annotation, cellular component: plasma membrane. Bases 931 to 2037 code for a protein of 368 amino acids. Lineage: Eukaryota; Metazoa; Arthropoda; Insecta; Diptera; Culicidae. Gene Ontology annotation, biological process: actin cytoskeleton organization.
UCUGCACUUGUUUCUGCAAAUUUGGUAGGAUCAGCUUUAGUCGGCGCGGCACGCCUCUCACUGUCGUCAUCGUUGUUUGACAUGCUGUUGGUUGCCGCCAACCGAGGCAGCUAAUCUAAGCGCUCUACAACCAACAACAGCAGCAGAUGGUUUUUCUAUAUUUUGUUCACAGAUGAAAACUGUGGUGAUCAUGCUUGCCCUCUGCCGAUGAGUAGGUAUGUGGAGGACCUACACCGCGCUAACAAGCUGCUAAAUCGCGGCUUGUCAUGCCCGCUGAUGAUGACGAGGACGGCGUGCUCCCAUUGUUCGGUUCCCCCUGGUCGUCGUCUUAGUUCAAAAAAGAUUUCCGCGAUCGCGGCUGGACUCGCUGAUAUGUAGUCGUCGGUCAUAUUCGCGGAAUAUUAAACCUACAUUUGUGUUUCUUCACACGCCUCUCGAAGAAACGGUCGGCAGCAGAUGACUCAGUCUUUGGUGAGAUUUCGCCCGGCGCGGUAGAACACUUUGAAUCCUCCUCUCUCGGCUAACAAAUGUGACGGUGCGCGCGGUUUCGGGGUGCGAUUAGAGAUUUCCCCAUAAGUGCAAGUGAUUGCGGUGCGUCCAUUAUCUGGAGCCAUAUAGUGCUGGUUGUGAUCUUUGGUAUACAUAUUUCAAUUACACCGAUGAAGGUGCCUUUCUCCGAUUAACCCACGAGAGUGAUUGAUUCGUCUAGACGAUUUGAUUGGCAGGUUGGAAAUUGUUUCGAGGACACACCCUAAGAGCAAACCCCAAGUCUGUGACGAAGACGACGACGACUUCAGAUAUCUGUUCCAACACGCGUUCGAUCGUGGCUCGUCGCGCAGAAGAAAUUCCAACUGUCGUGUGAAAAGUGUUGCAUGUCCGCUGCAGUUAGCAAUCCGGAGAGGAAAAAAUCGUAAAAUAGAUUACACUGAAAUGAUGAAAAUGAAACUAGUUGUGCUGUCGCCGCGGCUACGGCCUGGGGCCUUCCUAGUGCCCUCGUCGUCGCUGGUCCUAAUGCUGCUGCUGUCGCUGUUAAUGGAUUCGUCGAUAGCCGGUGCCGACGCCGAUGGGGCGGUUUUCCAAAGUGAAAGCUGCUCGGACUCGGAAGCGCUCGUCUUCUACCGGAUCAAGCUCGAGACCAACUGGAGCAAGAAGCUGUUUCCGAAGCACUAUCCGGAGUUUCGGCCCCCGCCCCAGUGGAGCAUCACCUACGGGCAGUCCCACAACAACUCGUUCCAUUUGUUCCGACUGAAGGAUUAUGCGUCACCGGCGGUACAAGCCUUCGCUGAGUCAGCCCAUGCGCGCACUAUGCAGGAGGAGCUGGCCCGUCAAAAUGCCAUUAUCUACGAUGAGUUUCAUCUGGCUAAGAUCCCGAAAGGCUCGGGAUCAACGCAGGGCACGUUCUUCGUCGACGGGCGUCACCACAAGGUCUCUUUCAUAACCAAGAUCAUACCUUCGCCGGACUGGUUCGUUGGGCUGGACUCGUAUAACCUUUGCUCCGAUGGGCAAUGGAUUGAUGACAUUACAGUAGAUUUGCACCCCAUCGACGCAGGCACGAGCAAUGGGCUGACCUUUACUUCGCCUAAAUGGCCAACGAAUCCUCCGAGCGUGAUUGAGAAGAUCACCGCUCGGUACCCGAAUCACUUUGCCAGCAGCUUUUUCUAUCCGGAAAUCAAGCACCUCCCCGUAAUUGCUAAAGUGACAUUCACAAAGCUGAACGCGUACCACGGAACCAACAACGUCCAGAAGAAGAUGAAAAAACUCAAGAACAAACAGCGCAAACGGUUGCUCAAGAAGUUGGCCCUCUUCAAUCGGAAGCAGGAAAACGAAACCAUCAAGCAGAUAAACGACUGCGAGGUGAGCAAGUGGUCCGAGUGGAGCGCCUGCAGCCAGUCGUGUGGGCUGGGCAAACGCACCCGCACCCGGGUCGUGGUCAAGCACUCGCGGGAUCAAGGUCAAGAUUGUCCCCGGCUGAUGGAGACGCAGUGGUGCGGUUCGGCGCGGGAGUGCACCGACGGGGAUAGCUAUUUUCGGUGGUAGGUAGGUAGGCAGUAGGUGGACUCGGGAGGGAACUUCAGUGUUGAGAUGAUUAAAUUGUUGAACGGAA